AUGAAGACCACAUUCUCUGUCGCUGCUUUGGUGGCUGCUGCCAGCGCCCAACAAUACAACAUCACCUCCAAGGGUUUUCAGCUAGUCCUCACCUCUGACGAUGGUGCCAUCAACAGCGCAGUUUCUGCAUGCCAUACCGGUGCCGCAUUGGAGUCGCUUUGUUUGUCCAAAACCAGUGAUCCCUCCAAGCCCUCUCCAUUCGACACCUUCUACUUCAACACGACCAGCACUUCCGAGCCACCCGUCAACCACACCGAACUCGGUGCGGAGGGCAUCUUGACAUGGUUCCUUCCAGUCAACGACUACGGAAACAUCCCCUCCUCUGCAUACUUCUAUUAUGACUCGUCCACCGACUCCGCCACCCCAAUUUUGACGACGGGCACUCCCGUCGAUGUGCAGCGCAUGUCCUUCACCGACAAGGAUGAGCUAAUUCUCCAGGGAUACAUCGACUGGACUGCGAACCCGCCCAAAUAUGCUGGUCCUUACGGCCUCAACAGGUGGUACGCUUGUCAGACCUACUAUGCUGGAUACCAGUACACCAACCUCGUCUGGGGCCUUGGUGCUGGAAAGCCAGAGAACCCAACUUGUCUCAAAGUUGAUGUCAAAAGGGUCUUCGUCUAG
Messenger RNA from Parastagonospora nodorum SN15, 621 nucleotides. RefSeq lists its product as hypothetical. The transcript has a single exon. The record is from RefSeq and is a predicted model, not a curated record. The coding region runs from base 1 to 621 and encodes 206 amino acids. Lineage: Eukaryota; Fungi; Ascomycota; Dothideomycetes; Pleosporales; Phaeosphaeriaceae.